GAGGAGGAGGAGGAGGAAGAGCUGGACCCCAGGAUACAGGAGGAGCUGGAGCAUCUCAACCAGGCCAACGAGGAGAUCAACUGCGUGGAGCUCCAGCUGGACGAAGCCCGCACCGCCUAUCGUCGGAUCCUUUCCGAAUCGGCGAGGAAGCUCAACGCUCAAGGUUCCCAGUUGGGCAACUGCAUCGAGAAAGCUCGACCCUACUACGAAGCUCGGCGCCUCGCCAAGGAGGCUCAGCAGGAGACGCAGAAAGCGGCGUUGCGGUACGAGCGAGCCGUCAGCAUGCACAACGCCGCGCGCGAGAUGGUCUUCGUGGCCGAGCAGGGGGUCAUGGCCGACAAGAACCGGUUGGAUCCCACCUGGCAGGAGAUGCUCAACCACGCUACUUGCAAAGUCAACGAGGCGGAGGAAGAGAGGUUGCGGAGCGAGCGGGAGCACCAACGCGUGACCCAGUUGUGUCAGCAAGCCGAGGCCAAGGUCCAAGCCCUCCAGAAGUCCCUCAAGCGUGUCAUCGUUAAGAGCAAGCCUUAUUUCGAGCUGAAAGCCCAGUUCAACCAGAUCCUUGAGGAGCACAAAGCCAAGGUGACGGCGCUAGAGCGGUUGGUGUCCCAAGCCAAGACGCGU
Messenger RNA from Fulmarus glacialis (Northern fulmar), 624 nucleotides. It is a transcript of the gene SH3BP5L, whose product is annotated as SH3-binding domain protein 5-like. The transcript is spliced from 6 exons. Gene Ontology annotation, cellular component: cytoplasm. The annotation marks the transcript as partial. Gene Ontology annotation, biological process: intracellular signal transduction; negative regulation of protein tyrosine kinase activity. The record is from RefSeq and is a predicted model, not a curated record. Gene Ontology annotation, molecular function: protein kinase inhibitor activity. NCBI's taxonomy places the organism in Eukaryota, Metazoa, Chordata, Aves, Procellariiformes, Procellariidae.